This is a messenger RNA of Dreissena polymorpha, 3018 nucleotides long. Its product is annotated as mannose-1-phosphate guanyltransferase beta-like. Gene Ontology annotation, molecular function: mannose-1-phosphate guanylyltransferase (GTP) activity; GTP binding. The coding region runs from base 133 to 1215 and encodes 360 amino acids. Gene Ontology annotation, biological process: GDP-mannose biosynthetic process; cell wall mannoprotein biosynthetic process. Gene Ontology annotation, cellular component: cytoplasm. Lineage: Eukaryota; Metazoa; Mollusca; Bivalvia; Myida; Dreissenidae. The record is from RefSeq and is a predicted model, not a curated record. The transcript has 10 exons.
CGGAAGUAAACGCCGGUCGCUUCGAAAUCCUUGGACUUGUUCGUUGCUCCAAUCAGUUUGAUGUUGUUGACACGCGUCAGAUCUUAACGAAUAUUUGUUUACAUUAAGUCUUUCCGUUGCAAAAGAGCCACCAUGAAAGCCCUAAUCCUUGUGGGAGGCUAUGGGACAAGGCUGCGGCCGUUGACACUGAGCUGUCCCAAGCCCCUGGUAGAGUUCUGCAACAAACCAAUGCUUCUUCACCAGCUGGAAGCUCUGGUAGAGGCUGGGGUUAAACACAUUAUUCUGGCUGUCAGUUACAGAGCAGAUCAAAUGGAACAGGAACUGAAGUCAGUAGAGGAAAAGCUGGGAAUUACAAUAACAAUAUCAUUGGAAUCAGAGCCAUUAGGGACUGCCGGACCUUUAGCCCUAGCAAGAGAGCACCUAACAAACGACAACGAUCCAUUUUUUGUUUUAAACAGCGACAUAAUCUGCGAUUUUCCAUUUAAAGAUAUGAUCAAGUUCCAUAAACACCAUGGCAAGCAGGGAACAAUCAUGGUUACCAAGGUGGAUGAGCCUUCCAAGUAUGGAGUGGUUGUGUACGAUGCAGAGUGCGGUCGCAUCAACCAGUUUGUGGAGAAACCUCAGGAGUAUGUUUCCAACAAGAUCAACGCUGGCAUGUACAUGUUCUCACCAGCAAUGCUCAACAGAAUAGAGUUAAGGCCAACAUCCAUAGAGAAGGAAACGUUCCCAGGCAUGGCCACUGAUGGGGAGCUCUACUGUAUGGAACUACAAGGUUUCUGGAUGGAUGUGGGGCAGCCCAAGGACUAUCUCACUGGGAUGUGCAUGUACCUGACCUCCCUGAAAAAGAAGAACUCCAGUCUGCUGUACCACGGCGAGGGGGUAAAUGGCACUGCACUUGUGGAUCCCAGUGCAAAGAUAGGAAAGAAUUGCAGAAUUGGACCCAAUGUAACAAUCGGCCCCAAUGUGGUGAUAGAGGACGGCGUGUGUAUCAAGAGGUGUACGGUGCUGAACGGCGCCCAUAUCAAGUCUCACUCCUGGCUGGACUCCUGUAUCAUAGGCUGGAAAUGUGUCGUGGGCAGAUGGGUUCGGAUGGAGAAUGUAUCCGUGCUCGGUGAGGACGUCACUGUAAAUGAUGAACUUUACGUGAAUGGUGGGCGAAUAUUGCCACACAAAUCCAUCGCUGAGUCAGUGAAGGAACCUCAGAUCAUCAUGUGAAUGCAACAGACAGGAAUAAUUGACAUAGCACUGAGAUUCUCCAAUCACCAGAAUUCCAUUUCCCAACAGCAUCAUUCUUGAAAUGUAUUGUAAUUGUUUCCUUAAAUCAAGGUAUCAAUGCUUUUCUAUGUUUGUAGCACACAUCAAACUAUUUAUUUUUGUUUCCGUAUAUUAAGAUAUUGGAAAGAAGAAUGGACUUUUUCAAAAGCAGUACACAUCUUAAAAGUAUGUUCACAAAUUAAUCUUCAGUAAUAAGAUACCUUUUUGUUCCUUGUGAUUUGCAAAAAGUAACAUAUAAUGUUUUAAAUUUAAAUCUUUUUUAUGGACUGUUCUUUUUUUAAAGACUGCCAUGAUGGUCUAUGCAAUAUUUGCUGUUAUAUUUAUAUCAUAAUGUUAAGCAUAAUAAUAAUCUUAAUUCAUAAACCAUAAUUUUCGUUAACAAAAUCACUUCAUGAAUCUUGCAUUUCAUUCUUAAUAAAUGCUCAAUAGCAAUGUACAGCACUCGAUAUGCCUGGAUGAUUUCUUUACCUGCUUCUACCAAACUUGUUCAGGUACAUGACAGUGUUUUAUAUGCCAUUUGUUUGUGCCACAAGUGUGUUUGAACCAUCAAACCAAUGUUUUUAGCGUGUGUGUUUUGUCAAUCAUCCUAGUAUCUGUAUUUUUGAUAACAAUAUUAUCUGUAUGGCUAUGUCCAUUACCUAGUUUUUUUUUGCUAUUAUAUUUUCUGCUGUGUUAACUGAUAAUAUUGACAGGUAAAUUCUGCUUUGGAAUAACGUUUUGCUAAUUGUGACCAAAGAAAUUGAGUUCAUACAAAGCACUGGUUUUUAAGCAGUUUAAUAGCAAGUUCAUCCAAAGCAUUUAAGCCAAAUACGCUUUCAGCAAUCUUUGUUUUAGCCAUAGGUCAGCACUUGGGACAAUGUUUUUUAUUAUUAAUAGUAAAUGUCGUCAUCUUAUGAUUUCAAUCUGGAGUAGCAGAGUCCAGAUAUGUGCAAUUUCAUUUUGGGACGAUGAUUUAGAGCACAUUAUUUCUUGAGUAUUGAAAAUCAGAUACUUUUGAUGAUAUCUGCUGUCAUUAUGUGCCUUUAAAGUAUUACUGUACUAUAUAUUUUUUUAUACAAACCGUGUCCAAAGGUUGAAAAAUAUUUAUUACACCAAUAUUUAACCAUUAUUGCUAUAUUAUUUUUUAAGUUGUUAAAGGAUCUUGUUAAUAUUGAUAAAAAUGUUUAUCAUUAUUUAUUAUUACUGUUACUUAAUUAAUAACAAAUGUUACUGAAAUGAGUAAGGGUAUUUUACCCAUAGCGAUUAUUACAGGAAACAGAUUUUACUCAUACUUUGAAAACACAUUUUACUUACAGUAUUGAAUAGUGUGCAUUUGCUGUUUGCUUGCUUACAAUAUAAUUAAGUUUAGUUGUUAAAAUAUUCCGACAUGAUUGUAUUGUACAACGUUGGGUUGUAUUUUAUUCCUGUUGGUAGAUUGUCUUAUAUUGAGGGUAUUCUAUGCUGUUGGGACCAAUGUGAUGUGCCUGUAUACUGAUCUUUUACAUACAUGCACGAUACUUAAGCCUAAUAUUUUACAUUCACCUUUAUUUAUACAUUAAUGAAUUUACAACUAUGUAUACUAUUUAUUGCUUGGAAAUAAUAUAUUAAUUAUCUGUAUGAUGCUAGUGUUUGUGGCGUCGCUAACUUUAUCUGUUGGAAUUAUUGAUCCAGGUUUGGCUAUUCAUGAAUCUGUUACAUUGUGAUAAAUCUAGUGUGAAUGUGUCCUAUUUAUUUCUGGUAUAAGAAAAUAUGUUAUUUAAACCA